AGUCCCGCUCCGCGCCGCGCCGCUCCGCUCCGGCUCGGGCUCCGGCUCGCCUCGGGCUGGGCUCGGGCUCCGGGGGCGGCGUCCCCCGCGCCGGGCCCCGGGACGGGCGGCGACGCUCCAACCAUGGCCCGUGCCCAGGCGCUCGUGCUGGCACUCACCUUCCAGCUCUGCGCGCCGGAGACCGAGACUCCGGCAGCUGGCUGCACCUUCGAGGAGGCAAGUGACCCAGCAGUGCCCUGCGAGUACAGCCAGGCCCAGUACGAUGACUUCCAGUGGGAGCAAGUGCGAAUCCACCCUGGCACCCGGGCACCUGCGGACCUGCCCCACGGCUCCUACUUGAUGGUCAACACUUCCCAGCAUGCCCCAGGCCAGCGAGCCCAUGUCAUCUUCCAGAGCCUGAGCGAGAAUGAUACCCACUGUGUGCAGUUCAGCUACUUCCUGUACAGCCGGGACGGGCACAGCCCGGGCACCCUGGGCGUCUACGUGCGCGUUAAUGGGGGCCCCCUGGGCAGUGCUGUGUGGAAUAUGACUGGAUCCCACGGCCGUCAGUGGCACCAGGCUGAGCUGGCUGUCAGCACUUUCUGGCCCAAUGAAUAUCAGGUGCUGUUUGAGGCCCUCAUCUCCCCAGACCGCAGGGGCUACAUGGGCCUAGAUGACAUCCUGCUUCUCAGCUACCCCUGCGCAAAGGCCCCACACUUCUCCCGCCUGGGCGACGUGGAGGUCAACGCGGGCCAGAACGCGUCGUUCCAGUGCAUGGCCGCGGGCAGAGCGGCCGAGGCCGAACGCUUCCUCUUGCAACGGCAGAGCGGGGCGCUGGUGCCGGCGGCGGGCGUGCGGCACAUCAGCCACCGGCGCUUCCUGGCCACUUUCCCGCUGGCUGCCGUGAGCCGCGCCGAGCAGGACCUGUACCGCUGUGUGUCCCAGGCCCCGCGCGGCGCGGGCGUCUCUAACUUCGCGGAGCUCAUCGUCAAGGAGCCCCCAACUCCCAUCGCGCCCCCACAGCUGCUGCGUGCUGGCCCCACCUACCUCAUCAUCCAGCUCAACACCAACUCCAUCAUUGGCGACGGGCCGAUCGUGCGCAAGGAGAUUGAGUACCGCAUGGCGCGCGGGCCCUGGGCUGAGGUGCACGCCGUCAGCCUGCAGACCUACAAGCUGUGGCACCUCGACCCCGACACAGAGUAUGAGAUCAGCGUGCUGCUCACGCGUCCCGGAGACGGCGGCACUGGCCGCCCUGGGCCACCCCUCAUCAGCCGCACCAAAUGCGCAGAGCCCAUGAGGGCCCCCAAAGGCCUGGCUUUUGCUGAGAUCCAGGCCCGUCAGCUGACCCUGCAGUGGGAACCACUGGGCUACAACGUGACGCGUUGCCACACCUAUACUGUGUCGCUGUGCUAUCACUACACCCUGGGCAGCAGCCACAACCAGACCAUCCGAGAGUGUGUGAAGACAGAGCAAGGUGUCAGCCGCUACACCAUCAAGAACCUGCUGCCCUAUCGGAACGUUCACGUGAGGCUUGUCCUCACUAACCCUGAGGGGCGCAAAGAGGGCAAGGAGGUCACUUUCCAGACGGAUGAGGAUGUGCCCAGUGGGAUUGCAGCCGAGUCCCUGACCUUCACUCCACUGGAGGACAUGAUCUUCCUCAAGUGGGAGGAGCCCCAGGAGCCCAAUGGUCUCAUCACCCAGUAUGAGAUCAGCUACCAGAGCAUCGAGUCAUCAGACCCGGCAGUGAACGUGCCAGGCCCACGACGUACCAUCUCCAAGCUCCGCAAUGAGACCUACCAUGUCUUCUCCAACCUGCACCCAGGCACCACCUACCUGUUCUCCGUGCGGGCCCGCACAGGCAAAGGCUUCGGCCAGGCGGCACUCACUGAGAUAACCACUAACAUCUCUGCUCCCAGCUUUGAUUAUGCCGACAUGCCGUCACCCCUGGGCGAGUCUGAGAACACCAUCACCGUGCUGCUGAGGCCGGCACAGGGCCGCGGUGCGCCCAUCAGUGUGUACCAGGUGAUUGUGGAGGAGGAGCGGGCGCGGAGGCUGCGGCGGGAGCCAGGUGGACAGGACUGCUUCCCAGUGCCAUUGACCUUCGAGGCGGCGCUGGCCCGAGGCCUGGUGCACUACUUCGGGGCCGAACUGGCGGCCAGCAGUCUACCUGAGGCCAUGCCCUUUACCGUGGGUGACAACCAGACCUACCGAGGCUUCUGGAACCCACCACUUGAGCCUAGGAAGGCCUAUCUCAUCUACUUCCAGGCAGCAAGCCACCUGAAGGGGGAGACCCGGCUGAAUUGCAUCCGCAUUGCCAGGAAAGCUGCCUGCAAGGAAAGCAAGCGGCCCCUGGAGGUGUCCCAGAGAUCGGAGGAGAUGGGGCUUAUCCUGGGCAUCUGUGCAGGGGGGCUUGCUGUCCUCAUCCUUCUCCUGGGUGCCAUCAUUGUCAUCAUCCGCAAAGGGAGAGACCACUAUGCCUACUCCUACUACCCGAAGCCGGUGAACAUGACCAAGGCCACCGUCAACUACCGCCAGGAGAAGACACACAUGAUGAGCGCCGUGGACCGCAGCUUCACAGACCAGAGCACCCUGCAGGAGGACGAGCGGCUGGGCCUGUCCUUCAUGGACACCCAUGGCUACAGCACCCGGGGAGACCAGCGCAGCGGUGGGGUCACUGAGGCCAGCAGCCUCCUGGGGGGCUCCCCGAGGCGUCCCUGUGGCCGGAAGGGCUCCCCAUACCACACGGGGCAGCUGCACCCUGCGGUGCGUGUCGCAGACCUUCUGCAGCACAUCAACCAGAUGAAGACGGCCGAGGGUUACGGCUUCAAGCAGGAGUAUGAGAGCUUCUUUGAAGGCUGGGACGCCACAAAGAAGAAAGACAAGGUCAAGGGCAGCCGGCAGGAGCCAAUGCCUGCCUAUGAUCGGCACCGAGUGAAACUGCACCCGAUGCUGGGAGACCCCAAUGCCGACUACAUUAAUGCCAACUACAUAGAUGGUUACCACAGGUCAAACCACUUCAUAGCCACUCAAGGGCCGAAGCCUGAGAUGGUCUAUGACUUCUGGCGUAUGGUGUGGCAGGAGCACUGUUCCAGCAUCGUCAUGAUCACCAAGCUGGUCGAGGUGGGCAGGGUGAAAUGCUCACGGUACUGGCCGGAGGACUCAGACACCUACGGGGACAUCAAGAUUAUGCUGGUGAAGACAGAGACCCUGGCUGAGUAUGUCGUGCGCACUUUUGCCCUGGAGCGGAGAGGCUACUCUGCCCGGCACGAGGUCCGCCAGUUCCACUUCACAGCGUGGCCAGAGCAUGGCGUCCCCUACCAUGCCACGGGGCUGCUGGCUUUCAUCCGGCGCGUGAAGGCCUCCACCCCACCUGAUGCCGGGCCCAUUGUCAUCCACUGCAGCGCGGGCACCGGCCGCACAGGUUGCUAUAUCGUCCUGGAUGUGAUGCUGGACAUGGCAGAGUGUGAGGGCGUCGUGGACAUUUACAACUGUGUGAAGACUCUCUGCUCCCGGCGUGUCAACAUGAUCCAGACUGAGGAGCAGUACAUCUUCAUUCAUGAUGCAAUCCUGGAGGCCUGCCUGUGUGGGGAGACCACCAUCCCUGUCAGUGAGUUCAAGGCCACCUACAAGGAGAUGAUCCGCAUUGAUCCUCAGAGUAAUUCCUCCCAGCUGCGGGAAGAGUUCCAGACGCUGAACUCGGUCACCCCGCCGCUGGACGUGGAGGAGUGCAGCAUCGCCCUGUUGCCCCGGAACCGCGACAAGAACCGCAGCAUGGACGUCCUGCCGCCCGACCGCUGCCUGCCCUUCCUCAUCUCCACUGAUGGGGACUCCAACAACUACAUUAAUGCAGCCCUGACUGACAGCUACACACGGAGUGCGGCCUUCAUCGUGACCCUGCACCCGCUGCAGAGCACCACGCCCGACUUCUGGCGGCUGGUCUACGAUUACGGGUGCACCUCCAUCGUCAUGCUCAACCAGCUGAACCAGUCCAACUCCGCCUGGCCCUGCCUGCAGUACUGGCCAGAGCCAGGCCGGCAGCAAUAUGGCCUCAUGGAGGUGGAGUUUAUGUCGGGCACAGCUGAUGAAGACUUAGUGGCUCGAGUCUUCCGGGUGCAGAACAUCUCUCGGUUGCAGGAGGGGCACCUGCUGGUGCGGCACUUCCAGUUCCUGCGCUGGUCUGCAUACCGGGACACACCUGACUCCAAGAAGGCCUUCUUGCACCUGCUGGCUGAGGUGGACAAGUGGCAGGCCGAGAGUGGGGAUGGGCGCACCAUCGUGCACUGCCUAAACGGGGGAGGACGCAGCGGCACCUUCUGCGCCUGCGCCACGGUCCUGGAGAUGAUCCGCUGCCACAACUUGGUGGACGUUUUCUUUGCUGCCAAAACCCUCCGGAACUACAAACCCAACAUGGUGGAGACCAUGGAUCAGUACCACUUUUGCUACGAUGUGGCCCUGGAGUACUUGGAGGGGCUGGAGUCAAGAUAGCGGGGCCCUGGCCUGGGGCACCCACUGCACACUCAGGGCCAGACCCACCAUCCUGGACUGGCGAGGAAGAUCAGUGCCUCCUGCUCUGCCCAAACACACUCCCAUGGGGCAAGCACUGGAGUGGAUGCUGGGCUAUCUUGCUCCCCCUUCCACUGUGGGCAGGGCCUUUCGCUUGUCCCAUGGGCGGGUGGUGGGCCAAGGAGGAGCUUAGCAAGUCUGCAGCCCAGCCCCACCUCCAUAGGGUCCUGCAGGCCUGUGCUGAGAGGCCUGGUGCUGCCUGGCAGAGUGACAAAGGCUCAGGACGGCUGGCUCUGGGGGACUCAGGCCAAGCCCCUUGGCACCAUCCUGGCUUUUGGCAGGGAUGAGUGAGGCCCUGCAGAGAGCAUCCCAGGCCAAGGUUCCCACUCAGCCUGCCCCCUCUGCAUGUGGGUAGAGGAUGUACUGGGACUUGGCAUUUAGGAUUCCAUCUGGCCCAGCCCCUGAAGGUCCUGGGGAAGCAGGUCUCAAUUCUGAAUAGCCAGUGGGGCACACUGACUGUCCUCCCCAGGGGAACUGCAGCGCCCUCCUCCCCACUGCCCCCUGCAGCCCCUGAGAUAUUUUGCUCACUAUCCCUCCCCACUUGCUUCCCUGAUAUGUGCUCUGAGCUUCCCUGAACCAGGAUCUGCCUAUUACUGCUGUGCCCCAUGGGGGGCUCCUUCCCUGCCUGACCCACUGUUGCAGAAUGAAGUCACCUCGCCCCCCUCUUCCUUUAAUCUUCAGGCCUCACUGGCCUGUCCUGCUCAGCUUGGGCCAGUGACAAUCUGCAAGGCUGAACAACAGCCCCUGGGGUUGAGGCCCCUGUGGCUCCUGGUCAGGCUGCCCGUUGUGGGGAGGGGCAGUGUUAGAGCAGGGCUGGUCAUACCCUCUGGAGUUCAGAGGAAGAGGUAGGACCAGUGCUUUUUUGUUUCUUUUGUUAUUUUUGGUUGGGUGGGUGGGAAGGUCUCUUUAAAAUGGGGCAGGCCACACCCCCAUUCCGUGCCUCAAUUUCCCCAUCUGUAAACUGUAGAUAUGACUACUGACCUACCUCGCAGGGGGCUGUGGGGAGGCAUAAGCUGAUGUUUGUAAAGCGCUUUGUAAAUAAACGUGCUCUCUGAAUGCCA
Homo sapiens (human) is the source of this 5603-nucleotide messenger RNA. RefSeq names its product protein tyrosine phosphatase receptor type U (gene PTPRU). The record is from RefSeq and is marked reviewed. The transcript is spliced from 31 exons. Lineage: Eukaryota; Metazoa; Chordata; Mammalia; Primates; Hominidae. The coding region runs from base 124 to 4464 and encodes 1446 amino acids. Gene Ontology annotation, cellular component: plasma membrane; membrane; cell-cell junction. Gene Ontology annotation, molecular function: beta-catenin binding; protein tyrosine phosphatase activity. Gene Ontology annotation, biological process: negative regulation of cell migration; response to glucocorticoid; animal organ regeneration.